Molecule: messenger RNA, 3045 nt
Organism: Chinchilla lanigera (long-tailed chinchilla)
Lineage: Eukaryota; Metazoa; Chordata; Mammalia; Rodentia; Chinchillidae
Gene: Chrna5
Product: cholinergic receptor, nicotinic, alpha 5 (neuronal)
Exons: 6
Coding region: 1165-2652 (495 amino acids)
Biological process (GO): monoatomic ion transmembrane transport; nervous system process; signal transduction
Cellular component (GO): postsynaptic membrane; synapse; neuron projection
Molecular function (GO): transmembrane signaling receptor activity; acetylcholine-gated monoatomic cation-selective channel activity
Source: RefSeq, a predicted model, not a curated record
GCUUAGCUGACAACCAGUUAAUUCUAGUUUUGCCACUCAUAGAUACUGUGAUUUUUGGCAGUUAUUCCACUCCUCUCUUUCAAGUCCCUUAGCUGUAAAGGCCAACUAGCACUCUGAAGUCACCCAGACACUGUUAGGAUAAACUGCACAAGUGUCUUUAAGGCCGUGAAUUCUUCAGCAUGAAAUAUAGAUCUGCAGUGAAAGGUUGCUAAGUGCUGACCUUUCAUGCCUGUGCCGGUGUUAUUAAUGACCAGCCUGAUUAUCACCCUUGCAUCUUUUUUCCUGUGCCCCUUUUCUUUAUGUAUUGCUUAAAAACAUCGGCUUCCUUAGGUAUUGGUUUUAUUUUCCCGGGGCUACUUAGAUCUUAACUGAGGAAGGUUGUUGUUGAGAUUCUGCGCGACCAGAUUUAUCAAGCCUGGGUCAUGGUGCAUCUCAGAGGUGCCAACUCGGUAACUUCUGUGGUCAGUGCACGCUCUGCCAUGCAGUUUAGGGUAAUUUGCCUGAAUCCCUUCAACCAAAUGAGGCUUUCUAAUCAAUUAGAUACAGAGGCAUGAGAUCCAGGGCAGGGCCCAGGGAUUCGAGGUGCAAUUCCAGCUGUCGCGUCCAUCUCCAUCAGCGCUCUGUCUCUGUGGCUGAUCAAGGCUCCCGAUGUUUACACGUUAAUUGACGGGGACACGGUGGCACUGCCUGAGACUGAAGCACCUCGUGUCUGCUCGUGGAUGACAGAAUGGGUGGCAGAGCUCUAGUCACAGCUGUCCAAGUCCUCUAGUUUAGCCUCCUCCUUUAAGAGCAAGAAAACUGGCCGAGAGGAAGGACGACGUGCCUGAGGUCGUCUUGCUUGCCCAGAAUGUUAGGUCUCCGGAUGGGGCUCACUUGGCGCCCGCUGCAGCAGUAUGAGGCAGACAGGGGUCUCAAGUGUGGGAAGUCAGACGCGGGACGGUGGGCUGGGCCAGACUAUGGGCGGGGCCUGGGUGGAGAAGGCGGAGCUAGGAGCACAAGGGUCGAAUCAGAGGCAGGACCGGGAAAGAUGAGCGGGCCAAGGGUAGGCGGAGGCAGGGCCGGGGCGCGGCGUUGGGCGGGACGUGGGCGGGACGCGGGCGGGCCGAGUGCCUAUCGGUCCCUUGAGCUGGGAGCCUGGGUUGAGCGCUCUUGGCGGAGGAGCGGAUGUUGGUGGUGUUAGUCCUCUCGCGGCUCUUACUGCCAGCGCUGCAUCCGUCGAGGGUCCACCUUCCCGCACGGGGCCGGACGAUGGCCGUGCGGGCGUCGGGGACCCGCGUGCUCCACCUGCUGCUGGUCCCUCUUGUCGCGGCGCGCGGGGGAACAGCGGGCAUGAGGAGCGGUGCGCCGGGAGGAUUAUCUGAACCGUCCUUGGUUGCAAAACACGAAGACAGCUUGUUUAAGGAUUUGUUUCAAGACUACGAAAGAUGGGUUCGUCCUGUGAAGCACCUGAGUGACAAAAUAAGAAUCAAGUUUGGCCUUGCAAUAUCUCAGUUAGUGGAUGUGGAUGAGAAAAAUCAGUUAAUGACAACAAAUGUCUGGCUGAAGCAGGAGUGGGUAGAUGUAAAGUUGAGAUGGAACCCGGAUGACUAUGGCGGGAUAAAAGUUAUACGCGUCCCUUCAGACACUUUGUGGACCCCAGACAUCGUCUUGUUUGACAAUGCAGACGGACGCUUUGAAGGUGCCAGUACAAAGACCGUGGUCAGGGCCAACGGCACUGUCGUCUGGACCCAACCUGCAAACUACAAGAGCUCCUGCACCAUAGACGUCACCUUCUUUCCUUUCGAUCUCCAGAACUGCUCCAUGAAGUUUGGGUCUUGGACCUAUGACGGUUCACAGGUUGAUAUCAUCCUUGAGGACCAAGAUGUGGACAGGACAGACUUCUUUGACAAUGGGGAGUGGGAAAUUGUAAGCGCCACGGGGAGCAAAGGAAACAGAACUGACAGCUGCUGCUGGUACCCCUACGUCACGUUCUCCUUUGUCAUCAAGCGGCUGCCUCUCUUCUACACCCUGUUCCUGAUCAUUCCCUGCAUCGGGCUGUCCUUCCUGACCGUGGUCGUCUUCUACCUCCCUUCGAACGAGGGCGAGAAGAUUAGCCUGUGCACUUCCGUGCUUGUUUCGCUGACAGUCUUCCUCCUGGUUAUCGAAGAGAUCAUCCCCUCCUCUUCCAAAGUGAUCCCUCUGAUUGGAGAGUACCUAGUGUUCACCAUGAUCUUCGUGACGCUGUCCAUCAUGGUGACCGUCUUUGCCAUCAACAUUCACCACCGUUCUUCCUCCACCCACAAUGCCAUGGCGCCCUGGGUCCGCAAGGUGUUUCUUCACCAGCUUCCCAAGCUGCUGUGCAUGCGAAGCCAUGUGGACAGGUACUGCACCCCGAGAGAGCAGGCCAGCGGGGACGGCAGGCCUGGGCAGGCCAGAAAUACGCUGGAGGCCGCUCUUGACUCCAUCCGCUACAUCACCAGGCACGUGAGGAAGGAGCACGCCGUGCGCGAGGUGGUUGAAGAUUGGAAAUUUAUAGCCCAGGUUCUUGAUCGGAUGUUUCUGUGGACAUUUCUUCUGGCUUCAAUUGUUGGAUCUCUUGGGCUUUUUGUUCCUGUUAUUUAUGAAUGGGCCAAUAUAAUAGUACCGAUUCACAUCGGAAAUACAAAUAAAUGAAACUUCCCAAGGGGUUGUGGGAUGAAUUUAGUUAGCAAACACACAUUUUAUGGCAUCUCUACAAAUAUGGCAGUGUAAAACUGUUUAAAAUUCAAUGCAAGCUGUAGCCAAUUAGCUGUUGGUAACACUGGUUUAUCUUAGUGAUUGUCCAUUAGAACAUUUAUUUGCAUGGCUAAGGUAAUAACCACAAACAGCAGCAAAACAAUGUUCAAACUGACCUAGAGAAAAUCUAAUGUUUGUACCCUGGCAAGUAAUACUAAUUUGUAAUCACUAGUGAAGUUCAUUUUUGGAAUCCGGGAAAAUUCUGUUGGUAUCUGAAGACAGAUUUAAUUUUUUUUCAGGAUUUUAUAAAGGUAUGUACUUCUUUGGUUUUGUUUUCUGAGAUAGAAUUCU